This is a messenger RNA of Cordyceps fumosorosea ARSEF 2679, 1140 nucleotides long. RefSeq lists its product as hypothetical. The transcript has 2 exons. The record is from RefSeq and is a predicted model, not a curated record. Bases 1 to 1140 code for a protein of 379 amino acids. Lineage: Eukaryota; Fungi; Ascomycota; Sordariomycetes; Hypocreales; Cordycipitaceae.
AUGGUCAACGACGUCGACAAGAGCUUGCUAGAUCGCCUACAGGCACUGCGGGGUGGCCCGGGUGGCAGUCAACCAUCGCAAGCGCCUCAGAGCAUAAAAGUUGAUGUGAUUGAGAGGCUCAAAACACCAUCUAGAGAGGAUGCCCUGGCCGCGCGGCUCCGAUCUCUGCGCGAAGGCUCGGCCACGCCGGAGCCCGAGGGGCAACGACCAUCACCAAAACCCGCUGCGCAGCGAGCGCCUGGCCCCUCAAUAAAGCAGGCACCUAUAGCUCUUGAUGCCUCCGAUGAGCGCAGUCAUCAGGAACAGAACAUAGAUAACGUUUUUGAAACCGACGACGAUACCUUGCAGGAGCUCUUAGCCGACGUCUCGUUGGACGAGGAUCUGGGUGCCGCCCCAGGCGCGUAUGAGCCGAGCGAGGAGCAGGUCAAGGCACUGCUGGAACAGCUCGCCAAUGAUAUUCCCAAGGACACAAACGCGCCAUCCGAGCGUCGAAACGGUAGCGACGAUGAGCCCGACUCGGACGACUCGGACGGCGAGGCCAUGAAGCGCAAGGUCAAGGACGUCAUGGAGAGGUACCAAGAUGAAGCGGAGCUUGAAGCAGCGCAGCGUGAGGAAAAUGGCUCAGACGCGGAGGACUUUCAGGAACCUCACGACGAGGCGACGCACGACGCGGACGCCGCCGCCCUGGGACUACCCUCUGUCCCUUCUGACCUGCAGCACCUCGCAUCGUCCCCGCCACAGGGCGGCUACAAGCCCGGACUGGACGACAUGACCGCGCGCCUUGCCGCCCUGCGCGCCCCAAGCCACAACACGGACGGCGGCGGAGAUGACGACGACGAUGCCUCGCUCGCCUUGCCGUCAGUGCCGACCUCGCGCCCGUCAGCAAAGGGGCCGCAGCCGCGGCUCCAGACGCGGACAAAGUACACGGACGACGACACGGACGGCUGGUGCAUCGUGUGCCUCGAAGACGCAACGCUGCGGUGCCUGGGCUGCGAGGACGAAAACGUCUACUGCGCGCGGUGCUGGCGAGAGAUGCACGUCGGUCCUGCGGCGGCCUUUGACGACCACAGCCACCGCGCCGUCCAGUUUGCGAGGGACAAGAAGAAAAAUAAACCGCGCAAGGUUGCAUUGGGGGCGUAG